AUGGCCCCUGUCUGCAAUGUGCUGGUUGCAGUGUUGGGAGAUACUGCAGAAACCAAGGUUUCUGCUUAUGGCAGGAAGAAGCCAAGAAUGAUAGCAGGUUUUGGCACGACACUUGCCAUGGCAAAAAAGAAGAACCCAAACUGGUUCAGUAAGGGUAUUACUGCCACAGCUGCAUUACCAGAAAGUGGUUCAUCGCUGGCCUUACGAGCCCUAGGAUGGGGCUCCUUGUAUGCAUGGUGUGGAGUUGGACUGAUAAGUUUUGCCAUCUGGAAGGCUCUGGGUGUUCACAGUAUGCAAGAAUUCCAGAUUAAAAUGCAAUCAGUGUUCCCAGCAAUUCCUAAAAAAAGCGAAUCUACUGUUGAAUGGGAAGACUUACUUAAACCCAAAUGAAAGAAGCAGAAUAAUUUGGAGAUGUCUCUUUCAGCAAGAAUGGCAGGGAAACUACUGGAAGUGUCCCAUCUGAAAAACAGAAAAGAAAACUCAGACUGAGUGAAUUACUGAAUUCACUGAAUCUAGAGAUGCCAGUGAACAUCUAACAACAGGAGAAUUUAUAAAAACAAUUUAUAUUACGCUGUAUUUUUGCUGGUACUUUUUCAGCCUGUUUGAUAUAGUUGAUUUGUGAGGAAAUCCAAGAUAAGUUGUAUCCAUCUUGAAAAAAGACUGUAUCUUUUGAAAACUUGAAGAAGAAACCAAUCUUCAGGAGUAAAUAUGAUGAAAAUACAACAGUAAACUCUUAUCCCGUCCUGCUUCUCAAGAGAAAGAGAAAUUUUAGGAAAUUUCUCUAGGAAACAACAGUACUUUCAGUGCCAUUUACAUGUCCCAUUAGGAAUAUAACCAUCAAGUAAAUUGCAACAGAUCUGUUAAUGAGCCUGAAGGUAAAGCAUACAGUGGACUCUUCUAAAAAUAAAGGAGAUAUUUAAAGUUGCAAUAGAGGAAGUAUCUGAACCACGCUAUUUUUGAGUGUCUGGAGGGAAAGCUAAAAGCAUCCAGAAUGCAAGGAAUGAGCUACUGAGCUUCUCUGUAGAGCACCAGAAGAGAUCUCUACAAAGUGAACUCUGUUUCCUCAGUAGCAGCUUUUUUAUUGGAUCCUACAAUAGCAAAUCUGAUCAUCUGCAUAGAAGCUACUAUUAUAGUUGUAUAGAAAUCUAAGUUGUAAGUGAAAAUGGCAUAAAAUACUGAGACACCCAGUCUGUCUUAUGCAACAAAUAUUUUCAGCUAAGAAAAUAUAUGGUCAAGUAUAGCUUUUUGUAUUUCAGUGGUUCCUGUGGCUCUUCUACCAGGAGAAUCCUAAGCAACAUGUUAUUUUUCACACCGCAGUAAUUUCAUGAAGUGUGGGCGUAAACUAGGAAGAAUAACGUCUUAGUCAAACACUGUAUUUGCAGAACUGUAGAUCUCUAAAACUGCAGAAAUAAAAAAAAAUGCUAUCACUGAACAAUCCUUUGCUGAAUGCUCAAUUUGAUCAAAUUUUUUAUUAAUUGCACACAGUCCAAUUAGUCAGCUGUCAGAUUUAAUAAAGUCCUCUUAAAAUCUGUCCUUUAUGAUUAAAUCUUUAGACUCUUAAGAAAGAAUGUUAAAAAAAAACCUUUAAAUGUCAGAUGAAUAAUAGAGAAGUAUGGUUUCCCUUUGAAAUAUGACAGCACAAAAGUAAUACUUUAAAGAAACUGAAGUGUAAUAGCUGACAUUUUUUUCCAUAGCUUGAUGCUUGUAAUCCAGUAUUAAAUAAAUUGUGGUGCAUGCUGCCAGCAUACACACAUGAAAAAUGGUACUAUUUUCAUAUUUUAUUAGUUUGUGCACAUGCUGAUGCUUGUAUUGCCUAUGUUUAUGCAUGUUAAUACUGGCUUACCAAGUUUAAAAUACUAUUCAUGCCAUUAGAGCUAGUCAAGUGGCAAACAAAAUAAAUGCAACCCUCAUAAUGUCCUUAAGGUUGCUCACCUUUAUUUUCUAAGGUGGGAUUCAGGCAGGUCACCUAGCUUUAUCUGGGCUAAAAAACUUUUGGCAAAAAUCUAAUAUAAACCAGUCAUCUAAGUUCCCUGCACAGUCAGCAAAGGCAGAUAGAAAUGUUCAAAGAGGGAACAGUAGUUCAUCGUACUAAAAUGAAAGUCUGAUCCUGGAAUUUUACAAAGCAUCUGAACUGACCUAACUGGGGGCUGCAUAUGAGAAAGUCUGCCCUACUCUUGCUUCCCUCCCAUCAACCCAGUGACCAUAUGAGAACGCAGGUCAGGGGGCUAGCAACCCUGCAAAAGAGUAGUAGUUUUCCAGUGCUUUAGAGCACUGCUGGAGGGUCAGAAAAGUGCUAGUCCUAGCACAAGAGCGCUCUCCCUUUUCAUAAUAGCUAGCCACGGGAUCAGUCUAGCUGUAUUGUAAGACAUUCCCUUAUGAUAGGUAGGAUGAAUCAAAUCUGGAGGCACCCAGCUGUAUGGAAACAUCAAAUUAUGAUCUUCAAAAAAUCCACCAAAGCUAGUGAAAUUUACAGACAGAAAUCUUUAAAAUAGAAUCAUGCUUAUAGGCAAAUACAGAGUGAUCUAGUAAAUCAGUGUUAAGGUUUAAGACUGAACAUAAAACAUCUUCCAAAGAGGGAGAAAUUCAUAGAUCAUCUUAUUAUUCCAAGCUUUAUUCUGUGCUUUUGGCUGGAAACAGGUUUUUCUCUAGAUAAAGGUUUAUGUAAAAGAGUAAGAACAUAAUUUAAAAGUAAAUUAAGUCUCGAGCCUAAUGAAAAACAUGGCAGUUGCGUAUUUUCCUUCUUGCACUAUGCAGCUCUUUUCCCUAGGUGAACAUUCUGCUGGAUUUGUGAUUUUUUUUUUUUUCCUGUUUCUGAAAAUAUUUGGCACAGAGUUACUGGAAACCACAACAAAACCCUGGAAAACAUGUCCUUCUCUGAACAAAUAUAGGGGAAAAGGGCAUAGUAUACUAACAGCAACUACAUACCAUGGUGUAUGAAGUUACUGCCACUGAGCAAAUAAAAUUCGGCAAAACCCAUCAGACAUUAUGCCAUGAAAAACUAAACUGAAUUUCAAGACUUAAAUAGCUAGAAAUAGACAUAAAAACAAAAAACUGAUGGGUCCAGUGGCUCCUUAAUUGCUUUUUCUUUUAUUUAAAAAGCUGUUUGCUCUUUGUGCAUCAAGGGAGUGCAAGAACAAAACAGAAGAGGAAGGUUGUUUUCACCAUCACCUUUUCUAGUGCAAGGAGUUACACUAAAAUAAGGAGUUGUUUGCAGAAUGGCGAUUGGAAGUGUGUAACGUAGAAAAACUGCAGUGAGUUUCAAGUUUUUUCACGUCACUUUUCAGUGAGCCUGUGUGUUUCAUUUACAGUGGUUUUCACCGACUUCUUGUCACAUUUAGUUAUAAGACUCAUGGAGACCACGUGUGUUCCUAAAAUUAGCCUAUAGGCUAUUACUUAAUAUGUGGGUUCCCUCCAUACUACUAUGCUGCUUAGAAACAAAAAGAGAAAUGGGAAAACAGCACUGAAGAGAGCUCAGUAUAGAAAACGGUUGCACAAGAAAGAAUUACGUGAGGCAACACUGUCGUUCUCAUGGUUAUGAAGAAAAACUCCUCAACACAGCCAGUCCCAAGGACACUCACAGUGUCUUUGCUGUGGAAGGUGACAAAUGAAAACAAAGUGGAAACACUUGUCUAAUUUGGUCCACCGCCCACUCUGGUGAAAAAGUCUCAGGGGCUUUUGCUGUGAUUUUUGUCACCUACCGCUUCUGCUGACUUAAACCAGACUUAUAAGAGCUCAUCAUUUUUGAAAAUUCAGGUCACCUAACAUACACACCGAGCAGACUGGCCUUCGAUAUUUAGGCUGUCAUUCAAAACUCUCCAGAGAGUUAAAUGCCUGAAACUCAAUUAAGGAUGAAGAGCUGAAUCAACACUGCUAGAAUCUGAGCGUGUGGGUGCAGAAUUUCUAGAUGUUUCUAACCCGAUAGUUAGGCCAGUAAGCAAUCCCAUCUGGACAAAUGGUCUAUUUUAGCGAUCAGAAUUAAGCUGACAGAAGUUUUUUUUUGUGGCUUGUCUAUUUCUUUAAAUACCAGGAACAUACUGUUAAAUGAGUUAAUGGGAAGAAAAAAUGUUUAACAGCUAAUGCAAUCCUUUAUGUGGAGUACCAUCUGUGUAUAGUGUUCUGGAUGCCCCAGGAUGUGGAAGAGAGGAAAUCACACAAAAUUUCAACCUUGUCUUCUUUACUGUCAUUAUCUUGGGCAGAGUAUGACAAAUAAUCACAUUUAUCUUCUGGAACGUAUACAGUUUUAAUCAACCUAUUAACCAGGAAGACAUUUUUCACAGACUUUAAAAGGCACAAAAAAGACAUUACCUCCUGAUAAGCAAUCCAUUUCACGGGUGCUAAGCACUAGAAACUCGAACAGAAUGAACGAGAUAAGUUAUUUUUCCUUUUACAUCUAAAUAAAGCUAUUUGCAGAGACUUUAAUCAAGCAUACUUGGGGACUAAUCCUGAAAUUCUGAAAGCCAAUAGACGAAUAACCUUUUGAGGACUGCAAUACAAAAAGUGUAAGAGAAAGUUUUUUAAUUCUCCGUAUCCAAAAAGCAUCAGUUUUGUUUGGUUGAGUAUUUAUUUUUAUGAAAGAGGUUUAACUAUUAAAUGGAGCUUCUAGAGAGCUGAGCCUCUGCUCAGCUGUCCAUCAGAGUGCCGAGCAGGCAUCCUGCAGAAUCACAAUAAUGCUUCCCACAAUUCCUCUACAGCAUUUUAAUCCUCUCUCUCUUGUAGGGAGUUUGCAGUGGAUGUGGGAACUAAACCAAAAUCGGGUUUAGUUCCCUCAAUUCAUCCAUAACAGAAACAGUUUCUGUGGUCUCCACAAUCCUUUAUCAGGCCAGUUUAUAAAUUUCUCUGCAGUGAGUGUGCUGAUGAAUGGGCAGAAAGAGCAGGAAAGUGAGAAGGUUUGCACAGACCACACAGAAGUGCUGCUGGAGCAAGUAACUUUGCACCUUUUCUUCCGGGAAUGUGCUAUGCAGAAGAUCACCAUGGCACCUCCUGGCUUUGAAAUCUCUGAGUCUAAGGAUUAAAGGUUUUUGAACACCGUGAGGAUUUGAAGGCUCUAGAAUGGCUCCUGGCACCCCUACAGGCUGGCAGUGUGAGAAAACAAGGAGGGGACACAGGCCUUUCAGUAACACUAGUCUAUGUACUCCUUGUCCACAAGAUCCACACACCCGUGGGGUCACUCACCUGCUGCCGUAAGGCUCCCCUCUCCUAGGUGAGGCGUUUUAGCAGCCACUGUUGCUCUGAGGAGUUGUAGCAGUCCGCACCACAGGCUCAGCAACAGAAACUGAAGGCAACAGACUCCCGUUGGUGAAGGUGAACGGCUUGUCAAAAGCAGAACAAGCACAUGAAUCGUGUGUGUGUGUGUGUGUGUGCGUGUGUGUGUGUGUGCGUGUGUGUGUGCCUGCGCACGCACACACAUUCGUGCAUAGAGUGAGAGAGGUUUAUACAGCCAUUGGACUAACAGUAACAGAUCAGUAUGUCUUCUUCCAUUUAACUUACCAACCAAUGGCUGCAAUACUAAACUGGGAUGGCAGUUUUAAAAGCCAUUUGACCUGACAGGGAGUAGGAAUGUGAAAGCCAGUCUUCUGAAUCACAGGAAGGUGUCCUAAACCAUCCUGCUAUUACACAUGCACAAACACUCAAGAACACUCUCUGUUUCAGUAGUUGCUACUGAAGCUGUUUCAUUUCAUAUAAAUAAUA
Messenger RNA from Struthio camelus australis, 5688 nucleotides. The record is from RefSeq and is a predicted model, not a curated record. Lineage: Eukaryota; Metazoa; Chordata; Aves; Struthioniformes; Struthionidae.